CCACCUCUCCCUGUCUGUCCCUGCCAGCUAUCCCCUCUUCAGUCUAUCAUGAAUGCUGCUGCCAGACUCAUCCACCUUACUAACCGUUCUGUAUCUGCCACCCGUCUCUGCCAAUCCCUCCACUGGCCCCCAUUCAGUGUCCUCCACACCUCUCUGCCAAUCCCUCCACUGGCCUCCACUCAGUGUCCUCCACGCCUCUCUGCCAAUCCCUCCACUGGCCCCCACUCAGUGUCCUCCACCCCUCUCUGCCAAUCCCUCCACUGGCCUCCACUCAGUGUCCUCCACCCCUCUCUGCCAAUCCCUCCACUGGCCUCCACUCAGUGUCCUCCACCCCUCUCUGCCAAUCCCUCCACUGGCCUCCACUCAGUGUCCUCCACGCCUCUCUGCCAAUCCCCUCCACUGGCCCCCACUCAGUGGUCCUCCAUCCCUCUCUGCCAAUCCCUUCACUGGCCUCCACUCAGUGUCCUCCACCCCUCUCUGCCAAUCCUCCACUGGCCUCCACUCAGUGUCCUCCACCCCUCU
Staurois parvus is the source of this 522-nucleotide messenger RNA. The record is from the annotation of a GenBank genome assembly. NCBI's taxonomy places the organism in Eukaryota, Metazoa, Chordata, Amphibia, Anura, Ranidae.